Molecule: messenger RNA, 2803 nt
Organism: Paramacrobiotus metropolitanus
Lineage: Eukaryota; Metazoa; Tardigrada; Eutardigrada; Parachela; Macrobiotidae
Product: neprilysin-1-like
Exons: 13
Coding region: 240-2513 (757 amino acids)
Biological process (GO): protein processing
Cellular component (GO): plasma membrane
Molecular function (GO): metalloendopeptidase activity
Source: RefSeq, a predicted model, not a curated record
UGUUGGCCGGGGGCUCUGCACAACAUCCGCCGUUGUACAAUAGCGUGGCAGUGAUGCGCGGAUUAUUGGAUGCGCCGGCGUUCCACAUUCGGUCACACGGGAGAUCGUAAACGCCGGUAGUUGCGCUGUGCUUACGUCGCUGUGGCUUAAAGACGACGGCGGCGGCUGUCCGGGGGUUCAGAGAAGAGCGGAUUUAGUUUGAUGCUGGCGGAAGUUGUAUUUUUCCUCCGCCGGAAACUAUGGAGUGCCUUCAGGUUAUCUUGCUGAUUGGUUUAGCGGCAUACGCGGCUGCGGCGGCUACCGACCUUAAUUUGUCGCUGAUCAGCCCCGAUCAGUCAGGAAAUGCCGUUCAAGAAACAGUUGAUCCAAUGGACACCAUUAUGUCACCGGAUGCCAACAACAGCAUCUGUGCGACAACGGCUUGCGCCAACACCGCUAAAGAGAUGCUGAGCUACAUGAAUCUAACUGUCGACCCGUGUCAGGAUUUCUACGAGUACGCUUGCGGACGGUACGGUGAACACCACGAAAUCAAACCCGACCAGUCAUCCGCCACGCAGUUCUAUUACCAAGAUGAGAAACUGCUCAAAGAAUUACGAUCGAUUCUGGAGAGUAACGAAACGGAAGCCAGCCACGCGCGUGAAGCAGCACGGCAGCUGUACAAGAUCUGCCUCGAUAAGGAUGCUUUACGUAAGAACGGCGUGCAGCCGGUUAUGGACAUCCUGCAGAAGACGAUUGGCGGUUGGCCUAUCCUGACACCCAACUGGGAUCCCGACGCGUUUGACCUGUGGAAAGCGCUUAUUUAUUUUGACGAAUACGGCUUUGAUCCAUUGUUGAGUGUGAGUAUCGUUGCUGAUCUGCACAAUGCCUCCUUUAACCGGCUGUCGAUCGGUAUUCCCGGUGGAUUUAAUAAGAAUCUGUGGAGCAGUACUGCCGGCAAGAAAUACAUUGCCACGUAUCCCAGUUUUAUGUUGAAUGUUACGCGGAUAUUUGCUAAUCUUUCAUCGGAGCAUGGGGAUUUUGAGUCGCGGUAUAACUGGACGGAUAUUGAGAUCCAGUUGAACAAAACCCAGGAUUUCUAUCUAUUCUUAACCAACCUCUCAUCUACAAGCUUGGAGCUAAAAGAAUUCGAAAAAUUCUACAAUCUCCAUACACUGGCCAAUGUGACUUCCAGUUUGUUCUUCCGGUCCAAUUUCUCCAAAGGAGUCUUUGGUUUUAUCCGUGAUUCCCUGACCUUUGGCAGCAUGGGCCAUCUGGCCAGCGAAGACAUGGUCGUUAACAUCCCAAAGCCGGCCGCCAUGGAGGCUUACGAUAAGAAGAUGGCGGAGAUUGAGAAACUGGGUGUGGAGGGCAAACGCUUCCUGGCUAACCACCUUGGAUGGAAGAUCGUCGCCGGCUACAGUGCGGAUCUUGCGCAGCCCUUAUUUGACACUUUCGAGCUGCAGGGUCGGAUAUUGUCCGGGAAGAAUAAGACGGAUCCCAUCUGGAAGCGCUGCGUGUGGACUGCCGAAGCCUAUCUGCCAUUGGCAGUGGCAUCACUCUAUGUGGAUAAAGUCCUCGAUAAGCAUGUCAAGCAAAAGGUCUCGGAUAUGGUUAUAAAUAUCCGCACUUCAUUCACGGAACGCCUAAAUAGCGCCGACUGGAUGGACGCCGAGACACGCGCACGCGCCCUGGAGAAGCUGCACGGCAUGCUAGAGUUUAACGUCUACCCGGCAUUUUACGCGCUCAACAUUUCCCUCAUUGAGGAGAUGUACGAGAACGUUACGGUCGGCGAGGGAAUGUUUAACACAUCUCUGGAGUUGAAUCGCGAGAGCAAUAUUCGGCGAACACAGCGUUUGGAUAAAGUCAAUACGCGGGAGUAUGUUCUGGAUCGCCUGUAUACCGUGACAACCAAUGCACAGUAUAUGCCGACAUACAACAUCAUAGCAAUUUUCGCGGGUGUCUCGCAGCCGCCGUUUUUCGACGUGGAUAUUCCGGAUUAUUUUAACUACGGCAGUUUGGGCCAUGUUAUUGGACAUGAGAUUACACACGGUUUCGAUGAUCAAGGUUCGAAAUUUGAUGAAACCGGAAAAAUGUUCAAUUGGUGGAGCAAUUCAUCGCGGAAAGCCUUUGACAGCAAAGCCUCUUUGAUUGUGGAGCAGUACAGCCAAUACAAAACACCUUUCGGCAAUAUCAACGGAAAUCUGACGUUGUCGGAGAAUAUCGCUGAUGCCGGUGGACUAAAGACCACAUUCAAUGCUUAUCAACUACACUUACAUCACAACGGCAGUGACCUUCAUUUGCCAGGACUGCAGAAUCAUACGAAUAACAUGAUGUUUUUCUUAUCAGCUGCUCAGGUAUGGUGUGGUUUACAACGGCCGGAAAGGGAACAACUGAACCUGGUCAGCGAUCCGCAUACACCGCGUCGCUGGAGAGUCAAUGGAGAGAUGGCCACGUUCAGGGAGUUCGCCAAGGCCUACAACUGUCCGGCGGACAGUGCCAUGAUUUACAAUCAAUCUAAUGGCCUUUGGCGAUAGCCGGUACCCGUGAUGAAUUACACUGACUGUUGUUCUCUUAUAAUUAUGCAAUCUGUUGAAGCUGCUAAAUGUUGAAUUAAUAAUUUAAUCGCCGUACCAGUUGAAAGCAUUUCUUUAGUCAAGUUAUUAAAAUGCAAAUACAUUUACUUUUUUUUGUCAAAAUAAACCAUUUUAGACAUCCUGGAGUGACAAUGUUUACCUGUGAUUACGUAGUACGUACCGUACAUUCUUGUACAUCAGUAGAACGCUAUACGCUGAACGCUAUACUCCUACUUUACGCAAUGCGAAUG